UGUGUGUGUGUGUGUGUGUGUGUGUGUGUGUGUAGGAUACACUACAGCGGGUACUCCGUAUAAAGUGCCCCCCACCCAGACGAACGGAGCCCCUCCGCCAUACUCCCCCUCUCCCAACCCCUACCAAACAGCCAUGUACCCUAUCAGAAGUGCCUACCCCCAGCAGAACAUGCAGAGUAUGCAGAACCUGCAGAGCAUGCAGAACUUGCAGAGCUUGUAUGCACAGGCGUAUUACACCCAGCCUGUUUAUGCUGCUCAGCCUCAGCCUCAUGUAAUCCACCACACCACAGUGGUUCAGCCAAACAGCAUGCCCUCAGCCCUCUACCCCGCCCCGGUCCAAGCCCCUAGAAACAACGGAAUGGCUGCCAUGGGGAUGGUUGCCGGGACCACCAUGGCUAUGAGUGCAGGAACCCUGUUGACCACGCCUCAGCACGCUCAGCUGGGUGCUCACCAACACGUCACCAUGCCACAGUACCGGUCCCAGGGCACACCUGGUUACAGCUAUGUCCCUCCCCACUGGUAGACCCCGCCCCCCGAGAGAUCUGGAGUCCAACGUAUGCAACUACUCCAGUCUUACACGGGCUUCUAAUGGUCACCAUGGCAACCUCACAUCUGUCUGCAACAACAAAACUAAAGAGCAACGGACACUUGCUGCAUUCUGUAGUGUUUUAUAAAAGCUUCUUUUUUAUUUUUUUACACAACGAUUCUUUUCUUCUUCUUUGAUUUGCCAAUAUGUCAAUUUGUUACGUUGUUUUCUUUCUUUUGUUUGUUUUAUUUAUUUCAUUUUUUAAAACUUUUUUUUUUAACAUCAUUUCAAUUUUUCCAUUGUCAUUGGAACUCCAGAGUGAUUGACCAAUCAUGGGUGUCUGUUGCUUGUGGUCCGUGUUCUGUUGGUGUGGUCCAGAUCCAAUGGUGGGAAUGUACUGGACACUUCCACCACCACCUUCAUCAUCACGCCAUCAUCAUCAUCAAUUUAUGCUGCCAAAUUUUCCUAACGAUUAGAUGUCAGCGCAGGGUUUUGAUUUCAUUCUUUCUGUUUGUUUUAACCCUUUUCAUUUUCCAACAAAGCACUGUCUUGGAACCUCUUUUCUCUCUGUUCACAAUCUCUGUUCCACUUCUUCUUCUCAUCUUCAGUUCAUCUUCCACUUCUGAUAACAAGGGUUGUCUUCCAGCUGCUAGCUGUUUCAUAGAUAGAUCUGUAAAGUCUAGAUCCGCUGUCUGACUAGAUCUGUAACGUCUAGGUCCACUGUCUGACUAGAUCUGUAACAUCUAGAUCCACUGUCUGACUAGAUCCGCUAUCUGACUAGAUCUGUAACGUCGAGAUCCACUGUCUGACUAGAUCCGCUGUCUGACUAGAUCCGCUAUCUGACUAGAUCUGUAACAUCUAGAUCCGCUAUCUGACUAGAUCUGUAACGUCUAGAUCCACUGUCUGACUAGAUCUGCAACGUCUAGAUCCACUGUCUGACUAGAUCCGCUAUCUGACUAGAUCUGUAACGUCUAGAUCCACUGUCUGACUAGAUCUGUAACGACUAGAUCUGCUGUGUGGCUGUAAAGACGUGGUGUGCACCAUCACACGGUCACAAUACUUACCAGUUACUGAAUUCAUCUCAAUAUAGAGGCCAUUUGUCAUUUAGCUUAAACUGAUCAAUUAUCAAAUGUUAAUAUAUUUAUAUAGCUGUGUGUACAGGAUGUGUUCAUGCACACAGUCACCUACAUACAUACAUACAUACAUACAUACAUACAUACAUACAUACAUACAUACAUACAUACAUACAUACAUACAUACAUACAUACAUACAUACAUACAUACAUACAUACAUACA
Messenger RNA from Oncorhynchus gorbuscha (pink salmon), 1823 nucleotides. RefSeq names its product protein FAM168A-like. Gene Ontology annotation, biological process: positive regulation of base-excision repair. The transcript is spliced from 4 exons. The coding region runs from base 134 to 523 and encodes 129 amino acids. Lineage: Eukaryota; Metazoa; Chordata; Actinopteri; Salmoniformes; Salmonidae. The record is from RefSeq and is a predicted model, not a curated record.